Wallemia ichthyophaga EXF-994 is the source of this 1164-nucleotide messenger RNA. Its product is annotated as putative Dol-P-Man:Man(7)GlcNAc(2)-PP-Dol alpha-1,6-mannosyltransferase. NCBI's taxonomy places the organism in Eukaryota, Fungi, Basidiomycota, Wallemiomycetes, Wallemiales, Wallemiaceae. Gene Ontology annotation, molecular function: alpha-1,6-mannosyltransferase activity. The coding region runs from base 1 to 1164 and encodes 387 amino acids. Gene Ontology annotation, biological process: protein N-linked glycosylation. The record is from RefSeq and is a predicted model, not a curated record. The transcript has 2 exons. Gene Ontology annotation, cellular component: endoplasmic reticulum membrane.
AUGACGCUCCUCACUAUAACUCAGUUCCACUACCCCUUCUGGUCAUCAAGAACACUGCCAAAUUGUUUUGCACUGCCUUUAGUAAACCUGAGUCAUUACUUCUACAUCAAGUCAUCAACUAGAAAGAAUAACAAGUCUAGAUAUGCUGCUAUAUCACUCAUUUAUAUCACAGCUGCUGCUGUCAUCUUUAGAAUAGAGUUGGUUGCAAUGAUCUUACCGAUGGUGUUUCAACUGUGGUUUAAUAGACGUCUGAGCACCUUUAAGAUUGCUUUGAUUGGUGGUGUUACUGGAUUGACAGCGUUAUUCACUACUAUCCUUGUAGACAGCUAUUUCUGGUCAUCUAAACUUCUCUGGCCGGAGUUAAACGGAUUAUUGUUCAACGUAUACAACAACAAGUCUUCUGAAUGGGGUGUAUCACCUUGGUACACGUACUUUCUAGCGCACCUACCAAAACUGCUGAUGACAGGAUUACCGCUGAGUAUUGCAGCUUUAUUACCAAAGUCUUCCUUCCUUCCCAACGAGAUAAACCAAAAGUUCAUUACGAUACACAACAAAGUCGCCUCGUUCCAGCCAGUAUCUCUGCUAUUCCCGUCAAUCAAUUAUAUAUUUAUUCUCAGCUUUCUAGGACACAAGGAGUGGAGGUUUAUCAUCUACACCAUCCCUCUCUUCAAUGCUUUAGCUGGGUUGGGGAUGGGUCGAUUGAAUGAUUUGUGGAAAAUGAAUACGGUGCAGAUGAAAUUAAUGGCUCUCGUUCCCGUACUUGCAUUGGCGGUUAAUUUCUCUGCUACUUUUCUAGUUACUGCGUUAAGCUCACUCAAUUAUCCUGGCGGUAGUGCACUCAGUCAGUUCCAUCACCUGGUUGCUCAGCAGCCACCAUCUACUGUACACCUAGACGUACUAACCGCAAUGACUGGCGCUAGUAGAUUCGGUGAGCUGUACAGAGAUGUAGGGUGUGAUAUUGGCGAAGAGAAGGUGUGCACUGGCUGGUCUUACUCUAAGAAUGAAGAUCAUAUACCAAGUGAAGCUCAAUGGAAGAUUUCUGCUGACACUGAUGAUGAAUGGACGGUUGUCGAUUCUGUCAGAGGAUUCAAAGGUGUCAGUCUUCGUAAUCUCAACAUCGAUAUUGGCGAGUUACUUCAUAUACAGAAAAGGAAAACUACUUGA